Molecule: messenger RNA, 5745 nt
Organism: Chinchilla lanigera (long-tailed chinchilla)
Lineage: Eukaryota; Metazoa; Chordata; Mammalia; Rodentia; Chinchillidae
Product: KIAA0586 ortholog
Exons: 30
Coding region: 623-5194 (1523 amino acids)
Biological process (GO): smoothened signaling pathway
Cellular component (GO): centriole; ciliary basal body
Source: RefSeq, a predicted model, not a curated record
GUGGGUGUUCGCCGCAGGCUGCCCAAGCUGUUGUCAGACAAGACUGGUAGCGGCGUGGUUGCCGGGCUCUCUGCAGAGGCCGAAGUGAUUGCGGGUGUCCAACGGUUGAUUGAAGCCACGUCUAAGACUCUGUGGAUGAAGAAAACUAUUUUGAUUUCAGUGGUUUAAAAAGAGCAUUUCGAUUUUACCUGCUUGACUACGUCUUUUCAGCAGAAUUGAACCCCGCCUCCACGUCCGAGGUUCCGCGCUGCCAGCGCUCCGGUGCAGGCGCGCGUUGUUAUUGUUGCUCCAGCGGCCGUUUUCUUGCCAUCCUUACUUGCAGAUUUAGGUGCAUGAAUAGGGUCAUUAGGAUUAAUGACGAAAUAUGACUUGGGCGUCUUUAGUCCUGGGUUAAAUACCACAAUUUAAGUUUUCAGCUUUGUGGAUAUUCUGUGGAUUUUCUUUAUGUGAAUGACUGCAUCGUUCAUUAUUAUUUUUGGAAUUCCCUUAUUGUUAUCGUGUUCCUCCCUCUUCCUGCUCCUUCUGCUCCCUUGGCCCUCGAAGCGAUAAACAUUUUGUUCUGAAGUUUUGGGAACCAGAAGAAAGUUCUUCCAUUCAGAACUGUGGGGCUGUUUGUUACAGUAUGAAAGGCUCUGAAGUUAGCCCGGAAGAGAGAAAAAGGCUUAAAAUGCCACCGAGGAGACUUCGUGAGGUCGUUUCUCCAAAUCAGGGAAGUAAUUUGGCUUUGCUGAAAGAUGAGUUGCCCUGUCUUCCUCCAGCGCUGCCUGCAAAUAAACGUCUUCCCGUUGGAGUGGGGACGAGCAGGAGCAGAACUUUACCUGGUUCAUCAGACUUACCUUCUGCUAGAAAUAAUCACCAGCCUCUGUUAGAAAAUCCCACUGCAUCCGAAAGUGAUUUCUCUAAAGAUGUUGCAGUACAGGAGUUACAUUUGGAUAAAGCAGAAGAUAGCAGCAGAAAAGAAGCAGAUGACAUCUUUAUUUCUCAGUACUCUGUGGGGCAGAAAGAUGCUCUAAGGACGAUUUUAAAGCAAAAAGCGCAAAGCGUGCCUGCUUUUAAGGAAGUGAAGGUCCAACUUUUAGAAGACACAGGCACAGAGAAGGGUGCUGCGCCUCAGGAGGCCAGAGUUUCCCCUAGUGGCAUUGAUUCCGCUACCACCGUGGCUGCAGCAACUGCCGCCGCCAUUGCCACAGCAGCUCCGCUGAUCAAGGUGCAGAGUGAUUUGGAAGCAAAAGUUAAUUCUGUUACAGAAUUACUUAAUAAGUUAGAGGAGACUGACAAGCACUUAAAACGUGUUACAGAGCAGCAGACAAGCAUUCAGAAUAAACAAGAGAAACUGCACUGUCAUGACCAUGAGAAGCAAAUGAAUGUAUUCAUGGAGCAGCACAUUAGGCACCUGGAAAAAUUACAGCAACAGCAAAUAGAUAUCCAGACCCAUUUUAUUAGCGCUGCACUCAAGACCCAUGCUUUUCCGCCUGCUGGCACGCUUGCCUCCAGAGCCAUGGAGAAGCACUCCAGAGAAUCAGGACGUCCUCAUCUCAGCAGCAGCACGCCGUCUGCGCAUAUCCCAUUUGCUUCCAAACCAGCAACUUUAAGGAAAGUUGAAGAUACAGAUUUUGAUGAGCAGAAAUCUCCUUUGGAGACACCAACGCCUCGAAGGUUUGCCCCUAUACCUGUUUCAAGAGAUGGCGAAAUAUCAAAGAGGGAAAAUCUCAUAGAAGAAAAAGAAAACAUGGAAAAAUCAAAUCAUAGAGGAAAUACAAGAUUUUUAGAACAAAUUUUGAAUAAUAAUGACUCUUCCACAAGGAAAAGUGAAUCAUCAGACAUAACCUCACUUAGUAGGUCAAAAGUAGGAUGGAAUCCUGAGAGAAGAGACGGCUUUGAAAUUGUGUCUUCUCAAAGAUUUCCUUCUUCUGAAGAGCAAGAGACAGCUAAUGUGGCCAAACAGAAGCCUAACGAUGUUCUUCAUGAUCUUGGCCAGAAAAGGAAAGAAACCAGUGGUGUGCUGCAGAAUUCUGCUAAACUUCAAACAACAAAUACAAUGAGAUCUGUACUGAAAGAUGCUGAGAAAAUUUUGAGAGGAGUACAAAACAAUAAAAAAGUACUUGAAGAAAACCUGGAAGCUAUUAUUCGAGCAAAGGACGGAGCUGCUAUGUAUUCAUUUAUCAAUGCUUUAUCUACCAGUAGAGAGAUGUCAGAGAAAAUUAGGAUCAGAAAGACAGUAGAUGAGUGGAUUAAAGUUAUUUCUGCGGAAAUUCAGGAUGAACUGGCAAGAAAAGAUUAUGAACAAAGGAGAUUUGAUCAGAAGAAUCAAAGGACUAAGAAAGCACAGAAUAUGAGUAAAGAUAUGAAAGUCAACAAACAAGACAAAACUGUAAAUAAAUCUGUAAUUCUAAGAAAACCUCAAAAACAAGUAGAGGAUUAUCUCAGAAGUCCAUCUAUGAGGAGCAUGGCUACUUCCAGUUUACAGAAAGAGAGAAAAGAAGGGCCUUUGAAAUCAUCCACAGUGAUACAAGAUGAGGAUCACAUGUCCCAAGUAUAUGGAAAAGCAGUUUAUCAGGGCCAUCGCAGCACGCUGAAGAGAGGCCCGUACCUCAGGUUUAAUUCUACAGCUCUGAAGUCCAAACCACAGAGACCAAAAGUAAUAGAGCAAGUUAAAGGCACUAAAGUCAAGUCAAUACGAACACAAACUGACUUUCAUGCAACAAAACCUACAAAGACAGACUCUAAAAUGCAACAGUCCAUUACUGCCCUACCUCACAGUGAGCAGCAGUAUCUGUUCAGCCCAAGCAGAGAAAUGCCUACGUUUUCAGGUACUCUGGAAGGUCAUCUAAUUCCUAUGGCAAUUCUUUUAGGACAAACCCAAAGUAAUAGCGAUUCACUACCACCCGCGGGAGUCAUGGUGCACAAGCCACACCCUGUCACUGUGACCACGUCCAUUCCUCCAGCAUCGCGAAAAGGAGAGCCCGGAGUCAGGAGACCUAACAUAGCAGUGAUAGAAAUGAAGUCAGAAAAGAAGAGUCCUCCUCAGCUCACUGUGCAGGUAUUACCCAAUGUGGACAUUGAUAGUCCUUUAAACGGCAGUACCUCUGCCAGCUCGCCUCUGCCCAGUCCCGAGGGAGCACCUCUUCCUCCGCUGCGGACGUGCAUACAGACUCCAGAAUUUAUGAAGGUAGAUGAAGAAGAGGUGAAGUUUCCAGGAACUAACUUUGAUGAAGUAAUUGAUGUUAUUCAGGAAGAGGAGAAAUGUGAUGAAAUUCCAGAAUGCUCUGAACCAAUGCUGGAGUUUAACAGAAGCGUUAAAGUUGCUUCCACAAGAUAUAAUGGUCCUCCAUUCCCACCAGUUGUUUCAACUUCUCAGCCCACUGCUGAUAUUCUGGAUAAAGUAAUCGAGAGAAAAGAAACAUUAGAAAAUCACUUAAUUCAGUGGGUGGAACAAGAAAUAAUGUCAAGAAUUAUCUCUGGGCACUUUCCAGUCCCCUCGCAGACCAGACUUCCUGCCAGUGUCUCAGUCAGUGAGGCCAGUGAGCCAUCAACUCCUGACAUCGUGGAAGGAACCUGUGGUGGUGCCCUCCAGCUUUUUGUUGACGCAGGCGUUCCUGUGAGUUCAGACACGAUCAGGUGUUUGGUGAAUGAUGCUCUUGCUGAGACCAUUGCUGGCAUGCUAGGCGACAGGGAAUCGAAGAAGCAAGGUCCUGGCGCUGCAGAUGUUCCUGCUGAUGUCUCAACAAGUGAAACGCCCUUGCUGACAAGAAUAUGUACUCCAGUGGCUACUCCACAGCCUACGCCUCCUUGCUCCCCUUUGGCACCUCCUGAAGAGUGCAUGCUGGUGAAGACGCCUGAUUCUUCUCCCUGUGGUUCAUAUCAUGAUGUUGCUUUUGUGAUGAAAGAAAUCUCUGCUAAAAAUGAGAAAUCUUUAGGAAAUGAUAUGCCUGCCAUCACACAUGUUAAUACUCCUGCAGUUACCCCAGCUGCCACACCUCCUCCAGCAGCAGCUCUUACGCCAAGUUUGUCAGAGAUUUCCAUUGAUAAGUUGAAGAUAUCAUGCCUGGAGCUUCCCAAGCCAUGGGGGGAUAGAGACCUCCCAUUGGAGGAAGAGAACCCUCACUGUCUUCAAGAGGAACUUCCUUACCCAAGAGCACUGGUGAUGUCUGUGGCGAAGGACGAAGAACCUGAGAGUGUGGACUCUCCGGCUCAGCCUGCUCCUGCAGAACCGGUUCCCUUCACCCCGCUACCUGCGGGCACCGAGGCCCCUGCCUCCUUGCGGAUGCCGAGCUCCAGCUCGUCCACACUGGAGAGCACACUGAGCAUCACUGUCACCGACGCGGAGACUCUAGACAGGCCCAUCUCAGAAGGGGAGGUUGUGUUCAGUUGCGGUCAAAGAUUGGCUCCCAAGAUGUUAGGAGGUGGAGAGCUUUAUCUGACAACCCUAAAUGAUAGCUUCUCCAGUACUCUGCACGAUGCCCUGGAAAUGGAAGAUGACUCUCCCAGUGAAGGACAAGUAAUCAGGAUAUCCCAUAAAAAAUUUCAUGCAGAUGCACUUCUUCCUCUUCUUGCUAAACAGAACCAGGAAUUACUAGUUUCGCAGCAAGCAGUCUGUCACUCAGAGGACUUGGAAAACAGUAUGGGCGAACUUAGUGAAGGACAGAGGCCCAGGCUGACAGCAGCAGCAGAGCACAUCUUACUGGGACAGUCCCUCUGUAUGCAGCAGUGCAUCGUCAAUGAGGAGUCUGUGGGUCAGCCUUGCGAUCCAAAGCCGUUGUUUCAACAAUCUGACAUAGUUUCAGGUGGGAUUUAUGAAGAUUCCUGUGCUAGUCAUGGCCCGAUGAGUUUGGGAGAGUUGGAGUUGCAGACAAAUUCCAACACUGUUCUUCCCACAGCCCUGCUGAAGACCCAAGGGAGUGGUGCUUGUUUACUGGAAGCAGCUGAAGAUGUUUUUCAGAAUCAACAAAACCAAGACCAGAAUGUUAAGCAAGUUGAGCACAAGCCAGUACAAAGUCGUUUAAUAUGUGUACGAAAUAUAUCUGAUAUUUCACCUUCACGAGGUGGCGAGGCGGUGCCCUGCUUCACUUCACAGCCGUCCCCUGCCAGAAUGUGCGUGACGCUGCCCGCAGUGAACCUGGAGGACUGCUCCCCAUCCCAGAGUGUCAGCGCCAUCCAGGGGGACACGGGGUCCUCGGGGGCAGACACCUUCUGAGCCAGCAAGAGCCAGCCGUGCACAGCGGGACUUCACUGCAUUCGGAACUGUCUCAGACUAUUUCAGUCUCAGCGUAUUCGGGAGAACAUUCCUAGUUUCUUACUGAAAAUGAAAAACACAAUUAGGGUAUGAAAGCAGAGUUUUUGAAUAAAAUAAAAUGAACCAUUAUGAGUCCGCCUAUAAGUUGUUUCUUAGGAGUCCGAGGUUGCAUGGGAUAAUGGAAAGAGCAUGGCAUUUUCAUCUAAGAAUUAUUUCACAGGUACAGCUGUGACCGAACUCACGAAAUGCUCCACUCAGGGUUGUUUAUUCCAGCAUUUGUAGUAGUAGCAAAUAGGCAGAAGUAAUCUAAUGCCCACCGAUAAGGGACUGGUUAAAAAAGUAAUGGUAUUGUUGUACACUGGAAUACUAUGUGGUACAAAAAAGAGUUUUUUAUAAGGAAUUAUCUCUAAGAUAUGUUGCUAGUUGAAAAACGUGUGUGCAAAACGGUGUGAACUAUGCUACUGUUGUUCAAAGUGAAUUGGGGGAACCCAAAUAUAUGAUGUUUACACACA